Molecule: messenger RNA, 641 nt
Organism: Morus notabilis
Lineage: Eukaryota; Viridiplantae; Streptophyta; Magnoliopsida; Rosales; Moraceae
Exons: 2
Coding region: 114-323 (69 amino acids)
Source: RefSeq, a predicted model, not a curated record
CAGCUUUCUUCUCCUACACUGAUACUGCUUCUCAUAUUAUUCGUUUCUUCCUUCACUUGGCUACCCUCAACACGUACUCAAGAGAGAGAGAGAUCAGAAGUAGUGAGAGAUCAAUGGCGGAUUGGGGCCCAGUGGUGAUAGCGGUGGUGCUGUUCGUGCUGUUGAGUCCAGGGCUGUUGAUCCAGUUCCCUGGGAGAAACAGAGUGGUGGAGUUUGGGAACAUGCAUACCAGUGGGCUUUCCAUCCUUGUCCACACUGUCAUCUUUUUUGGUCUCAUCACCAUCCUCCUCAUUGCUGUUGGUGUUCACAUUUACACUGGAUGAUGAUGUUCCUAUAUAUUGCCAAGAUUUGUUACUUUUUUUUUUUUUUUUUUUUUUUUUUUUUUUUCUUUUUUUCUUUUUUUCAUUUUGUGUGUGUGCCUUGUUUCCAUUUGAUGAUUGCCAUGUUGUUUUCAAAUUUCUGAGAUGUUGCAAAGGGGUCAAGUUUGUCAUCAUGGUUCUAUUUGAUACAUUUGAUGAUUAGUGAAUCAUGUUAUCUGUUAUGCCAGUUUCAAUGACUGAUUCCACCCCCCACAAAAAGGGUUACAGUAAUUGAAAGGACACAUAUUUGAGCUUAUCAAGUGUAAAUUAUUCAUUUUGUUA